This is a messenger RNA of Penicillium malachiteum, 960 nucleotides long. RefSeq lists its product as uncharacterized. Gene Ontology annotation, cellular component: cytosol. The record is from RefSeq and is a predicted model, not a curated record. Lineage: Eukaryota; Fungi; Ascomycota; Eurotiomycetes; Eurotiales; Aspergillaceae. Gene Ontology annotation, molecular function: D-xylose reductase (NADPH) activity. Gene Ontology annotation, biological process: D-xylose catabolic process. Bases 1 to 960 code for a protein of 319 amino acids. The transcript is spliced from 3 exons.
AUGACUACCCCUACCGUUAAGCUGAGCAGCGGCUAUGACAUGCCCCUCGUGGGCUUUGGUCUGUGGAAGGUGAACAACGACACCUGCGCUGACCAGGUCUACAACGCCAUCAAGGCUGGAUACCGUCUUUUCGACGGUGCCUGUGACUACGGUAACGAGGUUGAGUGCGGUCAAGGUGUUGCCCGCGCCAUCGGGGAGGGCAUCGUCAAACGCGAGGAACUCUUCAUCGUCUCCAAGCUCUGGAACAGCUUCCACGAUGGCGACCAGGUCGAGCCUAUCUGCCGCAAGCAGCUCGCCGACUGGGGCGUUGACUAUUUCGACCUGUACAUCGUUCACUUCCCCAUUUCCCUGAAAUACCUCGACCCCUCCGUCCGUUACCCUCCCAGCUGGCAAAACGCCGAAGGCAAGGUCGAGCUUGGCAAGGCCUCUAUCCAGGAGACCUGGACCGCCAUGGAGUCCGUUGUUGACAAGAAGCUUGCGCGUAGCAUUGGUGUUAGUAACUUCAGCGCUCAACUGCUUAUGGAUUUGCUGCGCUAUGCUCGUAUCCGUCCCUCCACCCUGCAGAUUGAGCACCACCCCUACCUUACCCAGACUCGUCUGGUCGACUAUGCCCAGCAGGAAGGUAUUGCUCUUACUGCUUACUCUUCAUUCGGUCCUCUGAGCUUCUUGGAGCUGGACCUGAAGGAUGCUCAUGGCACUGCCCCUCUCUUCGAGCACGCCGUUAUUAAGGGUAUUGCGGAUAAGUAUGCUCGUACCCCCGCUCAGAUCCUUCUGCGCUGGGCUACACAGCGCAACAUUGCUGUUAUUCCUAAGAGUAACAGCCCUACUCGUCUGGCACAGAACUUGCAGGUCAAUGACUUUGACUUGGAGAAUGGUGAGAUUGAGGCUAUCGCUGCGCUGGACAAGGGUCUGCGCUUUAAUGACCCCAUUGCUUACGGUCUUGGUAUCCCCAUCUUUUAA